Aspergillus novofumigatus IBT 16806 is the source of this 276-nucleotide messenger RNA. RefSeq lists its product as uncharacterized. The transcript has 2 exons. The record is from RefSeq and is a predicted model, not a curated record. NCBI's taxonomy places the organism in Eukaryota, Fungi, Ascomycota, Eurotiomycetes, Eurotiales, Aspergillaceae. The coding region runs from base 1 to 276 and encodes 91 amino acids.
AUGUCCCACGGCACAUCUCUCUCAUUGCGCCAGGGUAAUUUUAUUCGGGCCCCCAACGGGACGAAGGACCAGGCUCUGGUCGAUGAUACAUCCUCCCGAAGACAGAAACAACAGGCGAACGUUUACGAUACCAACGCUCCAAUUCGCUACGAAGGAAACGACUUGUACUUCGCACAUGAGGCUCUUACAUCCGGCGGUCCUCUCCCCAGUUCCGAUCUUCUGGAAGUAAUCCACGCCUACUCGACUGGUUUCUACGAUGAUGCGACAUGGGAAUAG